ACAUUUUAAAUAGUUGAAGUCAAUAUAUUUGCAUAUUUUUAGAAAAUCCCCUCAUAAAAAUCGAUUUUGAUUGAUUGCUAUUAUUAUCGUUCGGAAAAUAUAUAUAAGCAAAAGGAAAGAGUGAAGUUAAUGUUGUUUAAUAAAUGCAACAUUUACGAGCAUCAUUUACAAACCAAAUGUCACGGUUUUUAAUUUUAUUUAUGGUAUGGAGCGUGAAUGUUGUAGCACAAAAGUAUCCUAAAUAUCUUGGCUCUGUGGGAGGUUCACCAAUGUAUGAGCCAUAUCAACCUAAUCAACAAAUAGCUCUGCCUUCAAAUGGUGUUACAGGAUCAAGAGGUCGAGGUCCAAGCGGAAUGCUCACUAGAAGUGGAAUGGCUACUGAAAUUUGGCCAACCAGUAGUGGAAAUCGCAACCAAGUGAUCAAUCCUUUACAACGAGGAAAUGUUAAUAACAAUGUUGAAAAUUUAUUUCAAAAUUCAGGUAUUAGUGCAGGUUAUCCUAAUGCGGGAUCAAAUUAUCCAUUGGAUGUAAUCAACACUGCAGGUGUAAGUGGUGGUAGUUUUAGUACAGGUGGAAUGCAUCGGCAAUCUGCACAGACUAAUGGAAAGUCGGCGGGCAUUGGGUCUGGUGUGGGCGGAAUUUCAGUUGAUCCAAAUAUUCCAUAUGAACAAGUCCCCUACAACAAUGGCGUAUUAUAUGAUAUAUAUCGUCAAUAUACUGGACCGGUUGAUCAUUACGUUAACGUAGCUCCUAAAAUUUAUGAUCCGUCCACCAUGUCUACUGCAAUAAAUGCACCCAAUUAUUUACCACCUAAUAUGGCAACGGAACCAGUCAGUGGACAACGCCCUGUAUCACCAUGGGAUCAAUUUGCUACCGAUAUUGGACUGGGACAAAGGGUAGAUCUAGCAUUUGGUAACGGUAAAACUCCGUUACAAGGCAAAAAUGCAAAUCCAAUUGGAAAUGAGAGAAUUAUAGAAAGAAUACACAUAGGCGAACAACCUAUGGUAAAUGCAGGUCAGGGCAUAAUAAAUGACAGAGGAUAUCCUGGUCCAAACGGUCAAAUGAUCGGCUUUAUACCUGACAAUGGUGGUCCAAGAAAUAUCGAACCAUUUAAUCAUGGAAAUAUUGAUGCUAUUGUGCAAUCACACUUUCCAGAAAAUGGGGUUCAAAAUGCAUUAUUGGUCAUUCCAAUUAAUCUUGAUCAGCUAUUAGAACAGAAUCCAGAAAGUGGUAAUCUAAUGGGAUGCCAAGGUCAAAAUUGUAGAAAUAGCCCAGGUUUAAGUUUACCUUUAUUAGCAGGAUCACCUAUUGGCCAAGGCAGUGACUCGUUUAUAGAACUCGUCGAUCAGUUAAGAGAUCCUAGAUCAACUAAUCCAGUUUUGGAUCCAGGAUUUGUUCCUGCAGUUGCAACUGAAUUAAUCACAGAUCCACUCUAUCCGCACAUAACGACUCAAAUUACGGAAAGUAUUGGAUAUAAAACAAAAAGUAAAUACAGCAAACCGACUUACAUUACAAGACCAUAUAGUAAACCAAAGCAAAAAUAUGUUCCGUAUCGUAAAACAUAUGAACGUCCAAUAGCAUACAACAAACCAAUGUAUAGAAGCAAACACAAUAUGUACAAAAAUCCUCAAGCAAAAUAUGGAAAGCAUAAAAUGUUUCAUAAGAGCUACAAUAAACCAACAAAGUAUACCAAUACAGUAAAUUAUGGAAAAUCGAAUUAUCAAAAACUGAAGACACGCAGUGAACCGAGGAAAUACCGCGCAAAAUCAUCUUUUAGUAAAAGAAGGUCAUACAAAAAGAUUAAUAAGAAGGGAGGAUAUUAGAAUGACCAUCCAAGAUCGACACUUUUUGGUGAAGAUUUAAAUUGACUUUGUUAUAUUUGAUUGAAAUCUGACGUUCAAUUUCAAAUGGCAGCAAAUGAAAAUCCUCAAGAUUGAUAUUCUGUUGGAAAUGUGUUCACGUCUAGGUAAAACACUCUUGUUGUCUCUCAGUUAUAUUUUGAGUUUUAAGAAUCCUAUAUGAAAAUAUGUUAUGAUUAUGGUUUCAUUCUUUCUUAUAUUGUAUAAAAUUACUU
Messenger RNA from Mytilus trossulus (common blue mussel), 2074 nucleotides. RefSeq lists its product as uncharacterized. NCBI's taxonomy places the organism in Eukaryota, Metazoa, Mollusca, Bivalvia, Mytilida, Mytilidae. The record is from RefSeq and is a predicted model, not a curated record. The transcript is spliced from 3 exons. The coding region runs from base 144 to 1823 and encodes 559 amino acids.